Lodderomyces orthopsilosis Co 90-125 is the source of this 669-nucleotide messenger RNA. It is a transcript of the gene PNC1, whose product is annotated as nicotinamidase. The record is from RefSeq and is a predicted model, not a curated record. The transcript has a single exon. Bases 1 to 669 code for a protein of 222 amino acids. Lineage: Eukaryota; Fungi; Ascomycota; Pichiomycetes; Serinales; Debaryomycetaceae.
AUGAUCAAAAGGGCCUUAGUAGUUGUUGACUUGCAAGGGGACUUUCUACCACCCAACGGCUCCCUAGCAAUAGCAAAUGGAAGCUCAAUUGUCAAACCAAUCAUUGAGCUCAUCACUGAGCCACAUUUAAAUCAAUGGUCUUUGGUUAUUGCGACUCAAGAUUGGCAUCCAUCGGAUCACACGUCAUUUGCUUCGCAACAUGGUGUACAGCCAUUUACUGAGUUGGAGUUUAAGCAUCCGGAAACUGGGCAGGUCAAGAAACAAAUUGUGUGGCCAGAUCAUUGCGUACAGGGGAGUGCUGGUGCGGAGUUGGAGCUGAACUUUGCAAAAGCAUUUGAUGAUAUUAAGGGAGUACCUACAACAAAUGUUAAAAAGGGGUACUUACAAGAUCGUGAAUAUUAUUCGUGUUUUCAAGACACGUGGGGGUUACAUCGUACAGAAAUGAAGCAGACCCUACUUGACCAUGCCAUUGAAGAAGUUGUUUUUGUUGGACUUGCUUUUGAUUAUUGUGUAUUGAACUCAGCCACUGAUUCUGCAAAACUGUUCAAGACUUAUGUGGUGAGGAGCUUGAGUAAGAGUGUUACGCAAGAGAAUGAUGCUAAAACGGAGGAGAUUUACCGAAGCGCAGGGGUAAUUGUCUUGGAGGACAUACUGGAUAUUAAGAGCUGA